AUGGCUGAUCUGCAACUUCCUGCUGCUGCUCGCAACGGCGAUGGUGAGAUGUUCCGCAGCAGCGUGCUUCUGAAGAGCGUGAGGACGCUGCUGGAGAAUCUGGCGAAGCACGGACAUGCAUCGUCCUCCCAAAGCUUCGCUAACGGCCUGCACAAGCCCAUGAAGGCGCACGUGGCGGACGCACCUGAUGUGAAGCGGCCUGGAAUCGGCCGCUUCGGAGGCAAGCCUGCUGCUGCCGUGCUUGCACCUGUGGUCGUCCCUGCUGCUCCCUUCUCACCAUCUGCUGCUGCUGCAGUCACACCAUCUGCCGUGGUUGCGCCUGUGGUGGUGCCUGAGGUAGCGCCUGUGGCUCCAGUUGCUUCAACCACAUCACAGGUGCCUGAAGCGAGUGUGACCACAGAAACAAUAACUGAGGAGGCGAGUGCAUGCGCUGCUGAUCCGAGUGAGAAAGUGAGGUGGUCGAAGCUGCGUGACGAGCGGCCAUUGAAGCCGCUCUGCGUCCCUGCUUCUUGCCCAAGCAUCCUGAUGCUGUGGCGAAUCUGA
Messenger RNA from Closterium sp. Yama58-4, 543 nucleotides. The record is from the annotation of a GenBank genome assembly. NCBI's taxonomy places the organism in Eukaryota, Viridiplantae, Streptophyta, Zygnematophyceae, Desmidiales, Closteriaceae.